Molecule: messenger RNA, 1827 nt
Organism: Pieris brassicae (large cabbage white)
Lineage: Eukaryota; Metazoa; Arthropoda; Insecta; Lepidoptera; Pieridae
Exons: 3
Coding region: 18-773 (251 amino acids)
Source: RefSeq, a predicted model, not a curated record
CGCCGCACGAGCGCGACAUGAGUGUCGAUGUACAGUGCCACGGUAAUACGCUUAACGGCUUCUAUACCCUAGAGAAAAGGUUUGAAACACUCUCACCGCGACGUGUGAGAAUCCUGGAGCUGCUAAAACCCGACGAUCCGGGCCGGGAUGAGCUGGAAGCGAUCGUGCAACCGGCGGCGCCGAGGAGAGGUCUCGUCAAACCUUAUGACGAGGACACCUGGAGAUUCCUGCAAAAGACUGUGACACCACAUAACGUAGACAGAGAAAGUCCACCUCCGCGAAACCAAGAACUAGAUACGAAAGGAGAACGAUCCCUUGCCGAUGAGUUAAGGGAAGCUGAGGAAGACGAAAGAAGCGGAAGUCAUAUACGUCGAGAGUUGUUAAGAGAAUUUCGAAAGCGAGGUGGAGGUAUCCGGGAGGCCUUGGAGCGAGAGCGUCUUGGGAAGCUAGCUCUAGCAGUGGAAGACGACGAAGAAGAUUACGAGGACGAAAACGGACUAACAGCGGCCGCGAGGCGCCUGGACGCGUUGCUGGCUGAGUCCAGGAAUCUUCACGAGGAACUCGCGGAGAUUCAGGAAGACAUGCAGGCUGAAUCGGCGCGUGCAUGUCGGUGCGCGGCAGCAGCCCGGGAUCUCACUGCACAGUCGCAGGCUCUAAGAUAUCUGGAUGACGUGGUGGCGUUGCUGAGUGGUAAUGUCGCUGCAGCGUGGCGCGUCCGAUCCUGGCCCUUUGCUCUGGGCUGUCGUCAGCACGACCGGAAUUACAUAAUUUGAUCUCAGUGGGAACAUUCUAAGGUUUUCAACCCGGUCUCAACACUGAACCAAUAAAAAACUCGUCGCUUAGUAAUUUUAAUACAAUUAUAAAAUCGUUUCAAGCUUAAUUAUACAAUUGACCUUCAAACUACUUUUUAUCGUUAGCUAACAACAUAUCUGCGUUUUUAGUAGUUAAUUUUAUAUAAUUCGUGGCUACAAAAUUUGGUUCUAGAGUAUUAUUUAAAUUAUAAGAUUUAUAAUAACUUUUUAUAAACUAUAUUGUUACAUUUUUUAAGACUGAUUACUAUGGUUAGUGAAUAAUUUCUGAUAGUAUUAAGAAAAUAGGCGUAUUACGCAUAUUCAAACGCAAGGCCGUCAAUUUUGAUCUAACGGCCAUACUCAUAGUCGUUGGUUAAGAGUUAACUGUUACUUAAGAUAUUUAUGGAAGAUUAUAAAGUUAGUACAGAUUCUACCUACCUGCAACUGAAUUUAAUCGUUGGACAUUUAGGACGGGUUUCACUUUAUCACUUUAAUGUCCUUUGUUUCACAACCAAAGCUUUUGUAAGUAUUUCUAAGUAUUCUUUUUAGUAGGCUCCAAGAAUAGGCAUACUGAUUUUCAAAAGGAAGAACGCUUGCGAUACUACUGUCAUUGUCACAACACAAGAAUUACCGUACGCUCAUCUCUCCAACUCAACAGCGCGCGAUGCUUGUGAAAUCUCACCUGUGCAAUACAUUUAUAUUUCUAUAUACACAAUUAAGAUACUUAUUCAGUGCAGAUAAGUAAACACGAUAUUUUCACACCAGUAACAGAUAACUUGCAUACGAAAGAAAAAAUAUGAAACAAACUGUUGCAAUUUGCGGUUGAAACCCAUAAACUAUAAAGCGUUUUAACGACACUAGAUUAUGUUAUAAUUGUUCUGUCAUUAGAGAAUUGUAGACUAGAGUAUGGCCAUUAAAUCGAAUUGCGAGGCACAAUCUAUGUUAAUUAUAUGCGGAUUUUAAUUAAUAAAAAUGGUGCUCAUUUAAAAUGCUUUUCCUGCACUUGUUAUUUAAUGUGUAGGAUAAUAUAAAUGUG